Cyprinodon variegatus (sheepshead minnow) is the source of this 2970-nucleotide messenger RNA. It is a transcript of the gene pth3r, whose product is annotated as parathyroid hormone/parathyroid hormone-related peptide receptor-like. Gene Ontology annotation, cellular component: plasma membrane. Gene Ontology annotation, biological process: cell surface receptor signaling pathway; adenylate cyclase-modulating G protein-coupled receptor signaling pathway. Lineage: Eukaryota; Metazoa; Chordata; Actinopteri; Cyprinodontiformes; Cyprinodontidae. The transcript has 13 exons. Gene Ontology annotation, molecular function: G protein-coupled peptide receptor activity; peptide hormone binding; parathyroid hormone receptor activity. The record is from RefSeq and is a predicted model, not a curated record. The coding region runs from base 242 to 1915 and encodes 557 amino acids.
CAGUUCUGAUCAGAGAUGUCCACUAAACUUUAAGGAGAAAAAACUAAUUUUUUUCUAUUCUUAUUCCUGGAUAUCAUGUGGCAGAGGAGGGCAGUUGCUCUGGACUAAUAACCAAAAAGUGAGCACUGAUGGGACACAGGAGAACAACACACCUGAAGAAGUUUAUGUCUUUGCAACCUGAGGAGCCUCACAUUAUCUGAGGCUGUGGGGAGAUUUGAUUGUUGAUCUUUUUGAAGCUUUAAUGUUAAACAAAAUAAUGUUAUCUCUGCAGGGAAUUUAUGCCCUGGCUCUUUUUCACUAUGUAAAGUCAGCUGUUGCCCUGAUAGACUCUGAUGACGUCAUCACCCGAGAUGAGCAGAUCUUUGUUCUGAUUGGUGCCCAUGCAAGGUGCGAAAGGAGCAUCCGGGCACAAAUGGCCCUCAUUAAAGAGGGGGAUUGUGCUCCAGAGUGGGAUGGGAUUAUCUGUUGGCCUCGAAGCAGAGCGGGCCAGCUUGUCUCAGUGCAGUGUCCAGCGUACAUCUAUGAUUUCAACCACAAAGGACGAGCCUACCGCCAGUGUGAUGUGUCAGGGAUCUGGGAGCUGGAGCCCAGUAACAACCGCACAUGGGCAAACUACACGGAGUGCACCCGGUACUUGACCUCAAACCACAGAAAUGUGAAGGAGAAGGUGUUUCAGCGGCUCCACCUCAUGUACACUGUUGGUUACUCCAUUUCUCUGGCAUCAUUGUUGGUGGCCAUUUUCAUCCUUUGCUAUUUCAAGCGCCUCCACUGCACACGCAAUUACAUUCACAUUCACCUGUUCACCUCCUUCAUUUGUCGAGCUGUUAGCAUCUUUGUGAAGGACGCUGUGCUCUACUCCGUAUCUGAUGCCAACAGAGCUGAGUCCGAGUUUACAGCAGUGAAACCACCCAUGGCUGGUUGUAAAGCUGCUGUUACUCUCUUCCUCUAUUUCCUGGCAACCAAUCAUUACUGGAUUCUGGUGGAGGGAUUGUACCUCCACAGCCUCAUCUUUAUGGCUUUUCUGUCUGACAAGAACUACCUUUGGGCCCUUACCAUCAUGGGCUGGGGUGUUCCAGCCGUGUUCGUUUCCAUUUGGGUGAGUGCGCGAGCUUCUCUGGCAGACACUCAAUGCUGGGACAUCAGUGCCGGAAACCUGAAGUGGAUUUACCAAGUUCCUAUUCUGGCAGCCAUUGUUGUAAAUUUCUUCCUUUUCCUGAAUAUAAUUCGUGUUCUGGCCUCUAAACUGUGGGAAACCAACAAUGGUAAACUGGACCCUCGACAACAGUACAGGAAGCUCCUCAAAUCCACCCUGGUCCUGAUGCCUUUAUUUGGGGUCCAUUAUAUAGUGUUUAUGGCCCUUCCCUACACUGAGGUUACCGGGCUGCUGUGGCAGGUGCAGAUGCAUUAUGAGAUGUUCUUUAACUCCUCCCAGGGGUUUUUUGUGGCGUUUAUCUACUGCUUCUGCAACGGCGAGGUGCAGGCUGAGGUUAAAAAGGCUUGGUUAAGACGUAGCUUGGUGCUUGAUCUCAAACAGAAAGCCAGGAUGACGAGCAGCGGCGGUGGAAGCUGCUACUAUGGCGGCAUGAUGUCUCAUGCCACCACUCAAAGUGUCUGCAUCAGUGCCAGUCACCCUAGAGCUCUUUCCUUCACUGGAGGAGUGACAGCAGGCUCAGGAGGGGCGGCUGGUGGGUCAGGGAUCAGGCCGCCUCGUCACUCUGCUCCGUCUCCUCUCCAGCUCAAUCAUAGCAGUCCGGGUGUGUUCGUUCCCAGCACCACUGGGACCUCAGGCCCCCAGCAGGACCUGGCUGAGUGGAAACUUUGGAGGGCUGAGACAGGGAAUGAUAACUGCAGCAGCAAUGGAGCAGAAGACCCUGAAUGCACCUUAUCGGUGAAGGAGUUAGAAACCAUUUUGUAGUCAUGAAUUGGAUGGGAAAUUACAGACGGCGCCAUCCAAAAGUUUUCAUACCUCAUGUCCCAGUUGUUAUCAAACAUAUAUAUGAAGACUUUGUUUAACAGCCCAGGGGAAUGCUUCAAUAAAAAAAAAGUGAAAAAAAAAAAUAAAAUAAAAAAGAAAGAUUUUGUAAUACAUCCCUCAAAUCAAUAUACUUCCUGGUCUUGGAGAUAAAUGGAAGUAAAUGUUGUUUCUGCUAAAUGAAAAGGAUAUUUCCAUCUAUUUCACAGUUUAAAUGAAAAUGCUUUAGAAAUGUGAGCUUUGUGUUUCCAAUUUUUCAAAGACUCAAAUCUCAGUUCUUUGUUGUUGUUUUUUUGAGCCUCUAUUUAAUUCCCCUCACCCUGAAUCCCGUUAUUGAAUUUUGUUUGUACUCACUGUUCAUGUUAAAGUAAUGUGAAAAGAUUUGUGUUCAAACGGUAAAAAUGUGAUGCUGGAAAGGAUUUUGUAGGCCCCCACAGAAUCUCUGAACGUAUAAACAGUGAGAUAUUUUCCAGGGUGACCCUUCUCCCUGAUCUCAUCUGCCCAGUGUUUGGUUUUCCAGGCCCCUGUGGAGAACCCUCAGUCCAAACUGUACUUCCGACGAUGCUCCCUUUUCCAAAACUAGACCUCCACAUGGCAUGCAUUACAGAGACAUCAUACAGUAACUCCAGCUCAUAUAACAAUCUAUCAAUCAACAUCUCAGGAUUUUUUGUGUCAGUCGAGUCUAGACGGCGUGUCUAGACAAAUUUCCCUCCUUGUUGUUGCCCAAGUUUUCUGAACGGUCCCAUUUAUCAUCGCCACAGGACUCACAGCGCUGGUUUUUACCCUCUAUCCCUUCCUCCGGUGUGACCUCUGCCCCGAGUUCCCUCACAAGGCCUUCCAGAAUGUCACACAUGCUCUUCAGGCCGCAGCUUGGAGCAACAGACACCUGAGUUAUUUUGGAGCAGACAAAAGGACUGCAUCUGUAAAUAUUGUAUGACACUCACUCUGUGUUAUGUGUUAACUCUAAAAAAAAAUGGGAGUCUAUUAUAAUAUUUCUA